AUGAGUUCAACUUUUGCAAACAGGAGGAAACCACGGAAGAUUGGUGGGGAUGAUGAGGAGGAAGACGGGGGGUCUGCCCCAGAGCCCGUCGUCAAACGGCCAACAAAAGCGAAGCCAAAAUCGAAACUGCGCAUGUCUUUUAACGCUGGUGGAACUUCAAUGGCCGAUGAAGAAGACGAACCCAGCGAAGUGGUUAUUCCAAAACGACUUGGCCUAGGCCGCAAGGCUGUGGAGCGCAGUGCCGCUCAGCGCAACCAACUUCCUUUAGGCGAUGCCGAGAAGCUCUCCGAACGCUUUGGUCAUGAUCAAGACCGACCGAGCUACAGCAGUGACUAUCUCAAAGAGCUCCGCGACUCAACUCCCUCUACGCCAAAACUCACCGAUGACGAGAAAGACAAGACAGUGGAUGUGGCCGCCAAGUUUGGCGAGCUUAUGACAGUUUCUGGUCAAUCGGCCAUCCCGAGCGCAGCCGAGAUUCGGGAAAAGAAAGCUAGAAGAGCACGCUUGGCCAUGGAACAUACCGCCAACUCCACAGAGGAGGACUUUAUGUCCCUUGAUGCUGGUGCUGUAAGCGACGAUGACUGGGACGCGAUAGCGCGGGGUGAAAAGGUGGCAGAGAAGGAGAAGGAUACACGACUCGUUCGGGACGAUGAGGAUUUCGCGGAGGGUUUCGAGGAAUAUGUGGAGGAUGGAAAGAUUUCACUGGGGAAGAAAGCAGAGCGUGAGCAAAAGCGCAAACAGCGUGAAGCCAUGCGUGAACUUAUCGACGAUGCUGAGGGGCUUUCUGAUGAGGAAGAUUCCGAUGUGGAAGAAAAGGCUGCCUAUGAAGCCACCCAGACGAAGGCCGCCAUCGGACAGAAGUCGGACAUUGAGCGGCCUCGGACACCUCCCAAGAUGACUUCUCUUCCUCGGUUAGCUAGCAGUUUUGACCGACUGCGUACUUCCUUGGCAGCAAUGGAAAAUGCUAAGACUCAGAUGAUCAGUCGGAUGGAGGACUUGCGAAAAGAGAAGGCCGACAUUGCGAUUCGCGAGGUGGAAAUCCAGGGCAUGAUAAAAGAGGCUGGAGACAUUUAUGAACGAUUGAAGAAGGAAGCCGGUAUCGCAAUCACAAAUGGAGAUGCAUCGGCUGGUGCUUUGGAGAAGUCGCGAGGUCUGGAAAGUAUCGGCGCGCCAUUACCAGCUUCAGAUUCCAGCUCCGAUGAAUCAUGA
Molecule: messenger RNA, 1209 nt
Organism: Penicillium pulvis
Lineage: Eukaryota; Fungi; Ascomycota; Eurotiomycetes; Eurotiales; Aspergillaceae
Exons: 2
Coding region: 1-1209 (402 amino acids)
Biological process (GO): spliceosomal complex disassembly
Cellular component (GO): U2-type post-mRNA release spliceosomal complex
Source: RefSeq, a predicted model, not a curated record